UUCCGUGGAAGGAACAUUCCGCCGGCGAUUUCCCUGCAUUUUAGCCCGCAAUGAUCCCGAUACCGCUGGUUGUUGUGGUGCUGGGAGGAUGGUGUGCUCUUUACCUGGCCGACACCUUUCUCAUGUCCUCAAAAUCUUUGAAGACCUCUUAUGAAAAUUGGCUCUCUGAGCGAGGAUUAAGCAUAUCACCAUUUCACAUACGUUGGCAAACAACAAUUUUUAAUCGACUAUUUUAUAAGUGGGGACGAUGGAAGCCACGAUUCUUGUAUUUAUGGUUCACCUUGGGAAUGUUUUUCGGAAUCAUUGCAAUGUUUGGCUCCAUGAUCCUGUUGGGGAAAACACUCCAUCAAACUCUAAAUCAGAUGAUGGCUGAGAGCCCAGCGUCCCAGAAUGAACGAAUCCUGCAAGUUGUGGUGCCGGGUGUAAAUCUACCCAUCAGCCAGCUGACAUAUUUCUUCUCCGCAAUCUUCAUCAGUGGUGUCAUACAUGAAAUCGGGCAUGGAGUGGCAGCCGUAAGAGAAACUGUGCGAUUCAAUGGCUUUGGGAUGUUCAUCUUCAUUGUGUAUCCUGGGGCUUUUGUUGAUCUGUUGACAUCUCAUCUCCAAAUGGUUUCUCCAGUUCAGCAGUUGCGGAUAUUUUGUGCAGGAGUCUGGCAUAAUUUCAUCCUUGGAGUGAUUGGCAUCUUGAUAAUAUUUUUGCUUCCUGCCUUGCUGUUUCCAUUUUACUAUACAGGAGUUGGUGCCCUAAUCACAGAGGUUGUAGAGGAUUCUCCUGCCAGUGGACAAAGGGGACUGUUUGUCCGAGAUAUUGUCACUCAUGUUCAGGACUGCUCUGUGACUAGUGUAGAGGACUGGCAUACAUGCCUGGCAGACAUAUCACAGAAACCUCAAAUCGGCUACUGCAUUAACUCUGCAACCCUUCAACAACUUCACUUCCCAAGCAGAGUGUACAGAAGGCUUGAUGGCUCCGUUGAAUGUUGCAGUAAUAAUAGUCUUACUGACAUAUGUUUCUCAUACACCAAUAACAUGCAGAGUCAAACGUAUGCUUGUGUGCCAGCAAGAAAAGCUAUUCAAACAAGCAUAGAGUGUCGAUCGAAUUUAGACUGCCAAAAACAAGCAGCAUCGAGUGUGUGUGCAGUCCCAUCGAUUGAGAAUCAAACUCGCCUGAUAAGGGUAAAACACCCACCGGAGAUGGAGAUGUUAUUUAUAGGCUAUCCUAUGCACCUAGAAUAUGCAGUGAGUCUAAGCAGUUUCAUUCCAAGAUACAACUUUCUCAGUAUACACUUUCCACUGGUCAUAGAGACCUUCUGCAAAUAUCUAAUUUCUCUAUCAGGAGCUCUGGCUGUGAUCAAUGCAGUACCAUGCUUUGCUUUGGAUGGACAAUGGAUACUUAACUCUUUCCUUGAAGCUACCUUAAGCUCUGUUAUAUUAGAAAAAGAGAACAGAGAGCUCUUUGGUUUCUUUAUCCUAUUAGCAGGCAGUGCUUUGUUAACGGCCAAUGUGGUUCUUGGACUUUGGAUGGUCACAGCCCGGUAGCCUUAUCUCUCUUCUUAUGGUAGAACAACAAAUACCACAGAAAGGGCUGAUAAUAACUGGCUCAAUUCAAUUAGAUCAACUUGUAUUGGUAUCCAUUUUAGAUGCAGCAUAUAAACGAUUCCACUUGUUAUCGUACAAUCCAUCCAGUUAAAUAGCAGGAGAAAAAAAAAAAAGAACAGCCUUUUGGCUUAAAGAAAUAGUCCUUCUUGUUUUGAACUGUUCAACUAAAUGAAUAAAUAGAAGACCUCAAUUCAUCAGUCAACGAAGAAUAGAAAAAUGCUAGAAGAAAUGUGCACAGCAGGCCAAUAAUCCAUUAUCAGAUUGAUUGGGAAAGAUAAUGUUUGACCUUGAAAAGAAGUAUUCACGCAAAAUAGUUUUUGGUGGUGGUGGUGGUAUUUUUAUCCAUUAUCUUCCUGAAGAGGAUAGAAACCUGUGGAUGUUCAAGGAAACCAUUCACACUGCAUACACAUUAAUCAAACUGUAAUUGAAAGUACAGUGUUUAUUGUACAGUAAAAUCACAGGGACACGGUCUGAAGAAUCCUGAUGCAGAAUGAAGACUCACUGCCUGAUUGUCUUCUAUGGCAUUAAACGUGAUUUUUACUGUCUGUAAGCAUCAUUCAGCAUCAGGAAAUAAGAGAGGAUCUAAUGCUCAUAUGGUGGUAGUAGAAAAUGAGAGCUGUGGGGACUUUGUUAAACCAGAUUUAUAAAAUGAAGGUUAUGUGCUGGGCCAAGGGUAAACAACCCAUUAAUAAAUCUAUUGAAUUGGAAAGAGCCUUAUUAUCAUCAAUAACCUUUAAAUGAAAAAUGAUGAGGAGUAUGUUGAGACAAACGCUAGGCAGUUGUUGGUCCUCCAGACUUUUGUUUUAGCUGACUUAGACUCUUGGACGUCUUAACUUAAAAUUAUAGCUACUCUUUAUGUCAUAAGUUGGUAGAUACCUGGGAUAAUGCAUUAUGUUUUGUGAACUACACUUCCCAUGAUGCUCAGCUAGCCUUAAAGCUGGCUGAGCUUUAUGGGAAGUGUGCUUCACAAACAUCUGGGAAGCUAAAAUGAUCUAUCACAGACACAAUACGAAACUCUAAGCACCACAGUCAAGGCGGUUAUUAUACAUGGGAUCUUUGAGUGCAGUCUCUCCCUUUUCAAGUAAUUUUUCCGUGGUUUGUCAAAAAUAGGGUCCCAACGGACUACUGCUGUCAUAGAUGCCUAUGCGGAAUCAUACUUCCUCAUUAUCUUUUCAGAUUUGGAUAAGUACACU
This is a messenger RNA of Pelobates fuscus (common spadefoot toad), 2788 nucleotides long. It is a transcript of the gene MBTPS2, whose product is annotated as membrane bound transcription factor peptidase, site 2. The transcript has 11 exons. Lineage: Eukaryota; Metazoa; Chordata; Amphibia; Anura; Pelobatidae. Gene Ontology annotation, cellular component: membrane; cytoplasm. Gene Ontology annotation, molecular function: protein binding; metalloendopeptidase activity. Gene Ontology annotation, biological process: membrane protein intracellular domain proteolysis; regulation of response to endoplasmic reticulum stress. The coding region runs from base 51 to 1535 and encodes 494 amino acids. The record is from RefSeq and is a predicted model, not a curated record.